Molecule: messenger RNA, 597 nt
Organism: Purpureocillium lilacinum
Lineage: Eukaryota; Fungi; Ascomycota; Sordariomycetes; Hypocreales; Ophiocordycipitaceae
Source: RefSeq, a predicted model, not a curated record
AUGAAGCUCGUUGUGCUCGCCUCGCUCCUUACCGCUGCGCUUACCGCACCCCUUCCCAGCCCCGACCAGGCCGCUCCCCAGGGCACUCCUCAGGGCACUCCUCAGGGCACUCCUCAGGGCACUCCUCAGGGCACUCCUCAGGGCACUCCCCCAGCCAGCUUCAUCCCCCCUAUCAACGCCAACGGCAACACCAUCACCGUCCCCGUCAACGUCCUCGGUCUCCAGACCAAGGACAACUCCUUCCUCAACGGAAACUCGGCUUCCAACGGACAGCGGAAUGGAGGCGCCGGCAGUUCGGUCACUGGCAACGGCGUGCCGGUCAACAACAACGCCGCGCCCGUCAACACCAACGGGGCACCGGUCAAUACGAAUGCAGUGCCGGUCAACACCAACGGGGCACCUGUCAACGCCAACGCUGCCCCCGUGAAUACCAACUCCACCCCCGUCCAGGGCAGCGUCCCCGUCGCUGCACCGCCGCCAGCGUCGGCCGGUGUGCCUGACGUGCAGGCCCUCACGCAGGCCCUUAACGGCAUGACGGCGGCGUUGAACGGCAUGACUGGAUCCAUCAUGGCGGAAAGGGGUGGCCGCACCCAGUAG